Molecule: messenger RNA, 750 nt
Organism: Owenia fusiformis
Lineage: Eukaryota; Metazoa; Annelida; Polychaeta; Sabellida; Oweniidae
Source: the annotation of a GenBank genome assembly
GAUGAGUGACAUCUAUGUGAAAGGAUGGAUGAAAGGCCAAGAUGAUAUGCAGUCUACUGAUAUACACUACAGAUCUCUGACAGGAGAGGGGAAUUUUAACUGGAGGUUUAUAUUCCCAUUUGACUACCUAGUUGCGGAAGAGAAGAUCGUCAUUACAAAGAAGGAAACAUUUUUCUCACUUGAUGAAACUGAGACAAAGAUUCCAGCGAGGUUAAAUCUGCAAGUUUGGGAUGCGGAUCAUUUCUCCGCUGAUGACUUCCUUGGUGCUUUCACCCUUGACCUGAAUUGUUUCCCAAGGGGUGCUAGGUCAUCCAAGCAAUGCUCCACCAGUAUGCUGAAGACAGAUGGCAGUGUACCAAUGAUGUCACUGUUCAAGCACAAGCGAGUGAAAGGAUGGUGGCCAUUCACAGCGAAAGCAGAGGGGAAUGAUCAGGAACUGGAAUUGACGGGGAAAGUGGAGGCAGAGUUAAACUUACUGACCAUUGAUGAAGCAGAGAAACAUCCAGCUGGACUGGGACGCAAUGAGCCAGAGCCACUUGAGAAACCAAAUCGUCCUGAUGGUUCAUUCAUUUGGUUCCUGAGUCCUUUGAAGUCCAUUAGGUACAUCCUGUGGCGUAACUACAAAUGGGUUAUCAUCAAGGUUCUAGUCAUCCUCCUCUUGGCCCUUAUCAUUGGCCUCUUCAUAUACAACAUGCCUGGCUACAUGGUGAAGAAGAUGAUGCAUGCCUAGGAUACCAUCUGUAUGAGACA